Arvicanthis niloticus (Nile rat) is the source of this 1458-nucleotide messenger RNA. The record is from RefSeq and is a predicted model, not a curated record. NCBI's taxonomy places the organism in Eukaryota, Metazoa, Chordata, Mammalia, Rodentia, Muridae.
AUGAAUAAAGCUGCUAUGAACAUAGUUGUGGUACAGUGCAGCAUUUUUGGGCAUAUGUCCAGGAAUGGUAUAGUGAAGUAUCGAGAACUUCCCAGCUGUGUGGCCAAGAAUGUGGCCACUGCACAUUGGGAUGUGGUGACAUAUGAUGAUGUGCACAUACACUUCACUCAGGAAGAGUGGGCCUUGUUGGAUCUUUCUCAGAAGAGGCUCUACACAGAUGUUAUCCUGGAGACCUACCGGCACCUCACUGCUAUAGUUUCAAUUGUGAAAGUGGAGAAUGUAGAUACAAGUGGAAAGAAAACAAUAUUGAAGAAUAUUGUCAAAAUUCUAGAAUACAUGAAAGGCAAGAAAAAAGUCAUCUUGGAGAUAAACCCUAUGAAUAUACUCAAUGUGGCAAAGCCUUUGCACGUUACAGUUAUCUUCAAAGUCAUGAAAAAAUUUGUGCUGGAGAGGUAUCCUGUAAAUAUAAUCAGUGUAAUGAUCACAGUACUCUUCAAAAUCAUGAAAAAAAUCAUACUGAAGAGAGACUAUAUGAAUGUAAUGAAUGUAGUAAAGCCUUUUCACAUCAGAGUCAUCUCCAAAUACAUACAAGGACAUAUCAUGGCCAGAAAUUCUAUGAAUGUAAUCAGUGUUGUAAAGCCUUUGUCUGUUGCAGCCGUCUUCAAAAACAGGAAAAAGACCAUACUAGAGAUACAACCUAUGAAUCCGACCAAAGUGGUACAGACUUUGCACAUCAGAGUUAUCUCCAAAAACAUGAAAGAACAUAUAUUGUACAGAAACCCCACAAAUGCAAUCAAUGUGAUAAAGUGUUUUCAAAACAUAGUAAUUUACAACUACAUGAAAGAACACAUAGUGGAGAGAAACCCUAUGAAUGUAGUCAAUGUGGUAAAGCCUUUGCACAUCACAGUUAUCUCCAAAAACAUAAAGGAACACAUACUGGAAAGAAACCCUAUGAAUGUAAUCAAUGUGAUAAGGCUUUUGCACAACAGAUUCACCUUCAAGUUCAUGGAAGAAUCCAUACUGGAGAGAAACCCUAUGAAUGUAAUCAGUGUGGUAGAGCCUUUGCACAUAGCAGUAGUCUUAAAAAACAUGAAAUAGUUCAUACUGGAGAAAAACCCUAUGAAUGUAAUCAAUGUGGUAAAGCCUUUGUGCAUCCCAGAUAUCUUCGAAAACAUGAAAGAACACAUAUUGGAGAGAAACCCUAUGAAUGUAAUCAGUGUAGUAAAACCUUUGCACAUAGCAAUAGUCUUCAACAUCAUGAAAGAAUUCAUGCUGAAGAGAAACCCUAUGAAUAACACUAAUGUAGUUAAUGUGGUAAAGCCUUUGCUUGUCACAGUAGUCUUCAGAUUCUUGAAAGAAUUCAUAUUGGGGAGAAAUCCUAUGAAUGUAAUCUGCCUGUUAAAGCCUUUACAUAUCACAGUUGUCUUUGAGGGCAUGAAAGUACUCAGACUGAAGUGA